AUGUCUGUUAUGUCUGUUAUGUCCCUGCCUCGUUUAUGUUUCCUUGGAUCCUGGUUCCGUUUCUCCUCAUUAAUGCGGCAGGUUACCAUGGCAACAUCAGCCUCCUCUCCCGGCAUGCAGCAGCAGAGCGCCCCCUCACAGAGCGGCAGCAGGCGGUACUGCAGCAGGGUGGAGCAGCAGACGGACGGCUGCAGCCAGGAGAAGUGAUGAUGGAUGGAGACUCACCCCCCCUCAGAGAUGGCCCUGCCCCUGAGGAGCAGUGCAUGCUGGGAGCUCUGAAGGAACCUGCAGAAGAUGCUGUGAAGUCCUCCAGGUCAGCAGGGGUCACCAGAGCUGCCAAGCUGAUCUCAGCCAAGAGUUCAGAGUCAGUAGACGGAGGUAACAGUCCAGGAAGUCGUUCUCCUGCCAGUCGAUCCUCCACUCCAAACAGAGACCUCAAGAAGGUGGCGGUGGUCCGAACCCCCCCCAGGUCUCCUGUCUCUGCUCGGGGACGGACGCCCCCCCUCCCCUCCCACCCAAUGCCCGACCUCAGCAACGUGAAGUCAAAGGUCGGAUCCACGGAGAACCUCAAACACACUCCUGGGGGGGGCAAGGUUCAGAUUGUUCAUAAGAAGUUGAAUCUCACCAGCGUGGCAUCAAAGUGCGGCUCCAAAGACAACCUCUUUCACAAACCAGGUGGAGGGAAGGUGGAGAUUAAAUCAGAGAAGGUGGAUUUUAAAACUGUUCAGUCUAAAGUGGGUUCUCUGGAGAACAUCACUCAUGUGCCAGGAGGCGGGAAGAAGAAGAUUGAGAGUCAGAAGCUGACCUUCAGAGAGAGCGCCAAAGCUCGUACCGACCACGGUGCUGACAUCAUCGUCCAGCCUGACUCCUCCCCUCCUCACCUCAGCAACACCCCCCCCCAGAGCCCCGACGCUGCUAAAGCUCCGCCCCUCAACACCCUGGCAGACCAGGUGACUGCCUCCCUCGCCAAACAAGGCCUGUAA
Messenger RNA from Anoplopoma fimbria (sablefish), 983 nucleotides. RefSeq names its product microtubule-associated protein tau b (gene maptb). Gene Ontology annotation, biological process: microtubule cytoskeleton organization; neuron projection development. The record is from RefSeq and is a predicted model, not a curated record. Gene Ontology annotation, molecular function: microtubule binding. NCBI's taxonomy places the organism in Eukaryota, Metazoa, Chordata, Actinopteri, Perciformes, Anoplopomatidae. Gene Ontology annotation, cellular component: neuron projection.